This is a messenger RNA of Spea bombifrons (plains spadefoot toad), 957 nucleotides long. RefSeq names its product olfactory receptor 8U1-like. Gene Ontology annotation, biological process: sensory perception of smell; G protein-coupled receptor signaling pathway. Gene Ontology annotation, molecular function: odorant binding; G protein-coupled receptor activity; olfactory receptor activity. The record is from RefSeq and is a predicted model, not a curated record. Lineage: Eukaryota; Metazoa; Chordata; Amphibia; Anura; Pelobatidae. Gene Ontology annotation, cellular component: membrane. The transcript has a single exon. The coding region runs from base 1 to 957 and encodes 318 amino acids.
AUGGGAAAGCAGAAUGAAACAGUGACUGAGUUCAUCCUUAAAACUUUCACAGAAGAUCGUCGGAUGCAGCAUUGCUUAUUUGGUAUCUUCCUGCUUAUCUACCUAUUAACAGUGCUUGGUAAUGCUGGUAUAAUUGCCCUUAUCCAAACAGAUCCGCUACUAAACACCCCUAUGUAUUUCUUUUUAAAAAACUUGUCCUUUUUAGAUAUAUGUUACGCUACUGUAAUCGCACCUCAGACUUUAACAAACCUUUUAACGAAUAAUACAGUGCUAUCUUUCAGCCGCUGUGCAGCUCAGCUCUUUUGGUUUGCUGGAUUUGGAAUUACCGAAUUACUUCUCCUAGCUUCUAUGGCGUAUGAUCGAUUUGUGGCUAUCUGUCGGCCCUUGCUUUACAGGGUUGUAAUGACACCGAGAUUAUGUUACUGGCUUCUAGCAAUAUCUUAUAUAGGAAGUUUUGGUUUAUCUGUUAUUCUUUGUUGCUUUAUUUUGAAUUUAUUCUACUGUGGCCCGAAUAGGGUCAACCAUUUUUUCUGUGAUGGACCGCCCUUGAUAAAAUUAGCAUGUGGGGACAAGAAAUUAGUUCAGCUCCUCCUGUUCAUUCUGGUGGGGUCUACAGAUGUUUUGACACUUCUAACAAUUCUUAUUUCUUAUUUAUUUAUUAUAUCAAGCAUAUUAACAAUACAGUCAGCUAAAGGGAAAUGGAAAACAUUCUCUACGUGUUCAUCACAUCUAACGUCUGUCUUCAUUCUGUACGGAACUGUCAUUUAUAUGUAUUUGCAGCCUCCAUCAGACUCACCAGAGACCCAAGAUUGGUUUGUAUCUGUUUUUUACACCAUGAUUAUUCCAAUGCUUAACCCCUUAAUCUAUAGUGUGCGAAAUAAUCAAGUUAAAGAGGCUUUUAAAAAGAUUCAUGCAAGAUACAUAGAGCAAAGUAUCAGGAAUAAAAGGUGGCUAUAA